This is a messenger RNA of Mytilus californianus (California mussel), 2778 nucleotides long. RefSeq names its product E3 ubiquitin-protein ligase Trim36-like. The transcript has a single exon. Gene Ontology annotation, molecular function: zinc ion binding. The record is from RefSeq and is a predicted model, not a curated record. Bases 41 to 1738 code for a protein of 565 amino acids. Lineage: Eukaryota; Metazoa; Mollusca; Bivalvia; Mytilida; Mytilidae.
UAUUCAUAAAUUACUGACAGUGACUGGAUAUUAUAACAAAAUGGCAUUUUCUCAUUCUGUAGGGAAAGCACAAACUCCAGCUGUAUGUCAGUUCUGUGAGGAAUCCACAGAAAUUAAGUGGAAGUGUAUUAAUUGUGAACUAUUCCUAUGUCAACUGUGCAGUUCAAAGAUACAUAGUAAAAGUAAGGCAUCAAUGGAACAUGAAAUUAUAAAUCUUAAAGAUUUAGAAACACAGAACUUCGCUACUUCCAUGCGGAAAGUAGAUCUUGAUAACAUGGUAUGUACGAAGCAUAUUAAACAGAAGUGUUUUUUCUACUGUAAUAAAUGCAGUCAGCCGGCCUGUUCCGAAUGUGUAGUGGAGACCCAUAAACUGCACGACUUUAAAGCCAUUGGUGAAGUGUAUAAAGAUAUCAUCUCUGAAAUGAAGAAACUAACAGACACAUUUGAAAACAAUCUUAAAAUCUGUAGAAAUAAAAAAGACAAACUGCAAAAAAUGCUUUCUGAUGGUGAUACAAAUUUUCAAGAAACAAGGGGGAAAAUUUUGCAAACUGAGAAGGAAUUGAAAGAGGCUAUUUCGAAACAUGCCAAAGACCUCUUACAAGAACUUGAAGCAAAAUGGAAACCUUCAGAAAAUAGGAUCAAAACAGAACUAUCUGCUUUGAGGAAGAAUGAGGAUGAGUUGGAAACCAGGAGCAACAACCUAAAUCAAGUGCUGCAGUCUCAUGAAGUGAAAGACAUUUUCUCUACAAGUAAAACCUUAAAUAAGGCAUUGCCAAAGUGUUCAGUUACACAAAUAAAACCUAAUAAGGCAAUUAAGUUUAUUCCUAGAAAUAUACACAUGAAUAUACAAAGUAAAAUACUUGGUGAUCUUUAUACUGUUCCAGACUUUGAACUUAUAGACACUUAUCAAAGUGACAUUGAAAAUGUGUCAUCUAUACUUGUAUCCAGUGACAGUAAUGCCUUUAUAGGAAGUCAUAAUAAUAAAAAGAUACAGAAAAUAAAAUUUGAAAAUCACAAUAUUAAAGUGGAGAAAGAAGUUCAUGAAGUAGUCUGGGAUAUAUCCUUGACAAAGGAUGGAGCAAUACUUGUGUCAUCCAUAGGGAGUGAUCUGAAACUAUAUACUAAAGAUGGACAAUUAAAGACAUUCAAAUCAUUUUCUCCACUGAAAACUCUAGGUAUCCAUGUAACCAAAGAUAAUAAGUUAAUAGUAGGAUUGAUAGAACCUAUUCCUAUUCCAUUCCCCCUAACAAAAGACAGUAUCAGAAAACUUAUGGUUAUGAACCAGGAUGGUGAUAUACAACAUUCCAUUGAAUAUGAUACAUGUACAACCAAUCAGAGACUGCUAACAUUUCCUUGUAGAAUCCAAUCUGUCAAUGAUAAGAUAGUAGUUUUAGAUCUUAUAAACAAAGAAUAUGAGGGUAGGGUAGUAAUGUUAGAUUAUGGGGGACAACUCCAUUGGACCUACAAUGGUUGUAAUAGUACCAAUUCUGAUCUGGUUCAAUUUAAUCCUAGAGAUUUGGCAAUAACUUCUACAGACAUGCUUUUAGUUUCUGAUUUUAUAAAAAAUGCUAUACAUGUAUUAAAUCAUGCUGGGGAGGUUAUUGUAUAUAAGGAUGUAAAAAGCUUAGGAAUAGAAAUACCGUUAGGUCUUGGGGUUGACAAAAAUGAGGUUUUAUGGAUUGGGUGUGGUAGAUUGGGAAAUGACAAAAGUAAGAUACACAGUGUUAAACUGAUAUAACCAAGAUGUUAAAAUAGACCAGACAUUAUCAAUAAAGCUAAAAAAAAACAUCUUUGAGUUUAACCUGAAGGGUCAGACCAGGGUUUGGGACCAGAAAAUAUCUACAAAGAAGGGAAAGGGACAAGACUUCAACUGAAGUAUCUUAUUGUUCACUUGUUUCAGAGUUUAAUUUCUACUCUGAAAAAAUCACACCCACAACUUCCCUGCCAUUUUUUUUUUAUUAAUUAAUAUAUCUUAAGACAGCUUCCCAAUGAAGUAACAAACACAGAACAUAUAUCUACAAUCUGAUUUAUAAAUAAGUAUUGUUUAAUUUUUAUUUUUUGCUAUGUGACUCUCAUAUAUAUUAAAACAAGUCAAUAUCUUCAAGCAUGACUAAAAACAGUGUGGAAAACUGAAUAUAUGAGUGAAUUUUUUUCAAGUCCAAGGACCAUAACUCUGCACAAAAUUAUCAGACCGAAACAAAAAUUUGAACUUGAUCUGUAACUUGUCAUGAUAAAACUAUUUACCAAUUGUCAAUCAAUAUCUUCAAGCAUGAUGAAAAAAAGUGUGGAAAACCUAUAACACUCUAACAUUAGAUAUGAUGUAAUACAAUGUAUAUCUAAUUUGAAAUUACAAUCAAAUAUAAUUAAUAGUUCCAAAUAUUUUUUCUUUCAUUUGUCACAAACUAAUAUAGAUUUGUAACUUACCUAUAAAAUGUCAACAACUUUUAUCUACACAAUGUAAUGUAAUGAAAUAUAUACCUUAAUAAAAAUAGAUUAUUAUCUAAUUAAAGGAUUUCACUUAAUAAAAAAAAAAAUAUAUAUAUACAUGUAGCAUUCAGAAAAUUAGUUUAUACAAAAUAACAUAUUAACCUGCCACAAAAUUCCUCAAACAAUUUACCAAAGAAUGUCUUUUAAAAAAUGAGUUAUCUCCCUUUGUACAGAUUAUAUGGUUUAACAUAGUACUCUAACAUUAGUUAUGGAGUUUUUUCAUGGACCAUAACUCUGGACUAAAUCAUCAGACCGGAACAAAAUUCGAACUUGAUCUAUAACUUGUCAUGA